UACAGUUACGGAUGUGCGUCACUCACACGUGCAAGUUUGUCAUUGCGUUGGCUUGAAGGAGAGAGCCGUGAAGAUGCUGAGUUCGCAAUUCUAUCCGGAUGAUGACUUCGAUUUGGACGAUGGCUUGGAUUUUGGUCAAUUUGAAUACAACAAUCAACCUUUCCAGCGACUGUCACACCAUGACAGCAGACACCACACCGAUAACUACCAAAGAAACGAUGGGCAUUUUGCCCGAGAUCAACUGAACAGAGGAAGUUUCUACCACCAAGACAACACUUACGCAGCACAAUAUAAUGAAAAUAUUGUGAUGAAACCUCGUCCUGAGUACUAUGAUAUUCCUUUUGAAACUAGAGACCGUUUUGAUAACAGGAAUUCUUACAGAGAAACAGACUGGUCCGCACAUAGAUUCCGUGAAAGUAGACCAGCGCAAAGCUCGGGGCUAAUGGAGGGCAACUACAGAAAACCGCAUAGCGACCAUUUCAGGCGAGAACCCAAGAGGAGGUCCUGGCGUGACUCCGGCUUCGAUGACUUCGAAACAAGGAGCUACAGACCUCCGACAGCAGCGACCUCUCGAAGUACUCACGGAAGAUCAGGACGUAAACACGGAGUGCCCAAGAAAGAAAAACAUCGAAGGUUUCCGUCUCCUGACGCCAAAACCCCGGUCAUCCCUCUUCCAGAUUACGACGGUGCGGAUACCGGAGCGAACUAUGUUCCAGAGCCGGACUACUAGAGUUGUAGUCGGAAUCGCAGCCGUUGGCUUGUUGCAACAAGGCUUUCUACAAAUACAAAUAAAUAAUUCGUGUAAUUGUGCCGUACAGCAGUAUUAGUAAUUGAAAUGUUUAGCAGUUACGUUGUCUAAGUUUUUUUUUUCUAGGUGCAGCCGUGGCUACAGAUUCAUUACACCCUAUUUGUAACGACUUUUCAAUCCACAACCAAUCAAAUGUAUAUAGAAUAAAAAUAAUGUGAGUGACGAUGAAAAUAUAAUGUCGUGCUUCAUGUCCAAGUAUCUUCCGCUUCGGCAAUUUUACUGAAAGACGAAGAAAUUGUUAUUUUUUGUUUACUUCCAAGAACGAAACCGAGUGACAUCAUGACAUGGAAUAUACAACGAAACGCGAAACGUUCUAUUUUCAUUAGUAGCAUUAUGACGAAUUACACAAGCUGUUUUUUUAGGAUACUUAAGGUAAUAAAUAUAAUUAACCUGUCGA
Hyalella azteca is the source of this 1205-nucleotide messenger RNA. RefSeq lists its product as uncharacterized. Bases 74 to 730 code for a protein of 218 amino acids. The transcript is spliced from 2 exons. Lineage: Eukaryota; Metazoa; Arthropoda; Malacostraca; Amphipoda; Hyalellidae. The record is from RefSeq and is a predicted model, not a curated record.